Molecule: messenger RNA, 2526 nt
Organism: Diaporthe batatas
Lineage: Eukaryota; Fungi; Ascomycota; Sordariomycetes; Diaporthales; Diaporthaceae
Exons: 4
Coding region: 481-2211 (576 amino acids)
Biological process (GO): transmembrane transport
Molecular function (GO): transmembrane transporter activity
Source: RefSeq, a predicted model, not a curated record
CGUAGAGCUGCUCGGUUGCUGGCACAGACCGCGUGAAGACAAGGGUCGCUGCCUGACAGACCAGUAGACUGGAUAUGACUGUCACAGUAUAAUCGAAUACUCAGUCAUGCUGAGUGCACCUGAGAGAGGGAGAGUAGCACCAGGGUCAAACGAGUCGAGCCGACGUCGGAGAAAAUACUUACUGCUAGAGAGAAUCCCCCGGGAAUAUUGGACGCACUAAAAGUAAGGUUGGGUUCCGAGGGCACCUACCAACGCCCGGCCCAGCGCACUGGAGCUGCCAAGUCUUUUCUUUCCAGUUCGAGGCCUCGCCUAACACGUACUUGUUUUCGCAAGCCGGAAACAAGCGAAAUCCAACUCGAUCCCCUGCGAGUUGAGCUUGAACUCAAGAAGCCAAGCCUCCCACGCGACUUGGCCUGUGGAAUUUUGAGUCAGAUUCCCGAACCGAUCGCCCAUCGUAUACCAGAAGCGAAGCCGUUCAACAUGAGCCCCGAUGAAGACAACAAGAUGGCCCACGCCACCGACGGCCCGGCGUCACGCGAAGACUCCGAGAUAGGGCAGCACGACCGCCCGGUGGUUGUCGAAGGAGAAGAUCAGCGCGGUAUCCAGAAUGUGGAGGCAGUGACCCUCAGCUGGACGAAGACCGCGCUCAUCGUAGUGUUCCUCAACAUAUGGUUGAUCUACUUUGUGAAUGCCAUGCAGGGUGGCAUCCUGGGCAACCUCACUCCAUACGCCGCCAGUGAAUGGUCCCAACACUCGUUGGUCAAUGUCAUUUCUGUCGUCGCGAACGCGAUAUCUGCAGCAAUCUAUGUGCCACUCUCUAAGAUCCUCGAUGUCUGGGGCCGUGCCGAGGGAUUUGCUGUCAUGGUCAUAUUUGCUACCUUGGGCAUGGUCCUGAUGGCUGUGAGCCACAACCUGGCAACUUUCUGUGCUGCAUCUGUCUUCUACCAGGUCGGAUUCGGAGGGAUGACUUUCUGUGUCGACGUUCUCACAGCCGAUAUCUCCCAGCUGAAGAACCGAGGGCUGGCCUAUGCUUUCACCUCCUCCCCCUACAUCAUCACUGCGUUCGCCGGGCCCAAGGCAGCCGAGAGCUUCUACGAGGACAUCAGCUGGCGGUGGGGCUUCGGCUGCUUCGCCAUUGUUUUCCCAAUCGUGGCCAUGCCACUGUUCGGUAUCUUGAAGGCCAACGUGCGCAAGGCCAAGAAGCUUGGCACUUUUGUUCCUCGCAACAGCGGCCGCAAUGUUUUCCAGAGCAUCUGGCAUUACGUGGUGGAUUUCGAUGCACUCGGAGUGGUCAUCUUCUCCACGGGCCUGGUCCUCUUCCUGCUCCCAUUCGACAUCGCCAGCUCCGCUCCGAACGGCUGGGCAUCCGGCUACAUCAUCGCCAUGAUUGUAGUCGGCUUCGUGCUACUGGUCUCCUUCGCCCUCUACGAGAAGUUCGCAGCCCCUAAGCCACUGCUGAACUACACCUUCCUCACCGACCGGACCGUCCUCGGCGCCUGCCUGCUGGACGCCACCUACCAGGUCGCCUACUACUGCUGGGACAACUACUUCACCUCUUACCUGCAGGUGGUCAACAACGUCUCCAUCUCCGAGGCGGGUUACAUCAACAACACCUUCAACGUGGUCUCGGGCUUCCUGCUGCUCCUCGUCGGUUACCUGAUGCGCCGCACCGGCCGCUUCAAGUGGAUGCUGUACUUCGCCGUGCCGCUGUACAUCUUCGCCCAGGGCCUCAUGAUCUACUUCCGCCGCCCCAACCAGUCUGUCGGGUACCAGGUCAUGUGCCAGAUCUUCAUCUCCAUCGGCGGCAGCGUGUUCAUCAUCGUCCAGCAGGUCGCCGUUCUCGCCGCGGUUGACCACCACCACGUCGCCGCCGCCCUGGCGCUGCUCAGUGUCGUCGGGACAAUUGGUGGAGCCAUCGGUGGAGCCGUCUCGGGUGCGAUCUGGACCAACACCUUCCCCAAUGCCCUCGAGAGGUACCUUCCUGCCAGCGCCAUGGACAACUUCGACAUGAUCUACGAGGACCUGGACACCCAGCUUAGCUACCCUGUCGGCAGUGAGACCCGCCUGGCAAUCCAGCAGGCUUACGGCUACGCGCAGACGAGGAUGCUUGCCGCUGGGACUGGUGUUAUGGCACUGUGCUUCCUCUGGACUUUUAUGAUCAAGAACAUCGACUUGAAGAGAGUGACCCAGGUCAAGGGAAUGGUAUUCUAGGUGGUGGGAAGAGGUUUUAGUUUCAACCGUAGAGAUGGCUGUAUUUCCGUGGUGUGAUAUUAUGCUUUGUGUAAUGAGAUUAAUGUUUUGUCCUAGAUUUUGGAAUGGGGUAUAAAAGGGCAGCCAGCCUCUUCUGGUAAUGAGGAAUCGGACAUUUGCCGUGAAAAGUGUGAAUGUUUAUCACGAGAUUGGGGCAGGGGGUCAUUGGCUGGCAGUGCUAUAACGCUAUCUUGUAUUCGGCCUCAUGAUUUUUGGUCCUCCUCUUCCUUCUUGUCGAGGUCGAUCUGAGGCAUGAGAACAAAUGCGAUCAAUCCA